AUGACGUGUCAUUGCAGUGCGACAACAUCAAGGUCUUGGCUUUGGCCCCCGGGCCAAAGCCAAGAGUAGCAGCGGCCUGAGGUCCUAAUAUGUCCUGACAUCCCACUCAUCUCACUGUGCCUAGCAUUCCAUUUCCUUGCCUUUGACCAAAAUGGAUCUUUUCAAAGAAAUUUUGGAUGCGGCUCAAUUCAUAUCAGUAAAUCUACCAAAUUUGGUUAUUCACACCUUGCCGCAUUAUGAACGACAACAAAUACAAGUUGCUAUCAAUACGUUGGGGCGAACGCUGAAUUCCCCAAUUUCAUCAAACCAAUUGCCGACUUCAGAACAUCGACCAGAACAUCAACCAGAGCAUCAACCUCACGACUCAGAUUUGAGUCAUUGUGACGACAACGGCGGGAGCUUGAUAGCACCUGAGGUUGUCUCCUUCAUGGAAAAUCUCCAGCGUAAAUCCAAAAUGAUUCACUCUUUCGUGAAGAAGACUGAGAAGAAUGCGAUUUCCAAGAACCAUGACUGGACAUGCGAUGAUCCCCGAAACGUUGAUAUUGCGCUAUCAGAGCGUCGAGCCACAGUUUCUCAAAAGUUUCGCGGAUGGCUGGGGCGAUACUCAUGGGCCGAAGAUUAUAUGACAUGGGCACAAACCACCUAUAAUUGUUCUCGCUCUUCGCUCUUGAAUUUGGAUGCAAGGAAUACAGAAAGAAAGUCACAGGGUCAUAUUACUGAAUAUUUGUCUGUUAUGUCCCAGGGUGAAAAAACCCGGAAAUCUAUACAACAUGGGUUAAAGUAUCAUGCAUUUGAGAAUAUCUAUGGGGAUCAUGGAGUGCUCGUGAUAUUUCCGGGAUCUCACCUACACGCACCUCCAUUCAUUAGCAAAAAUGGUUCAUAAAUCCAAGGAAUGGUCAAAACUGGCCAAGGAAAAUGCAGAAUGGUUGUCCACUUGCCGAUCCGAAUACCACGAGUCUUGUGAAGCCAACAACGUAAUCGAAAACACUC
Messenger RNA from Aspergillus ochraceoroseus IBT 24754, 990 nucleotides. RefSeq lists its product as uncharacterized. The transcript has 2 exons. NCBI's taxonomy places the organism in Eukaryota, Fungi, Ascomycota, Eurotiomycetes, Eurotiales, Aspergillaceae. The record is from RefSeq and is a predicted model, not a curated record. Bases 152 to 883 code for a protein of 243 amino acids.